Dendronephthya gigantea is the source of this 5660-nucleotide messenger RNA. RefSeq names its product eIF-2-alpha kinase GCN2-like. The transcript is spliced from 22 exons. Gene Ontology annotation, biological process: DNA damage checkpoint signaling; regulation of translational initiation by eIF2 alpha phosphorylation. Bases 506 to 5374 code for a protein of 1622 amino acids. NCBI's taxonomy places the organism in Eukaryota, Metazoa, Cnidaria, Anthozoa, Malacalcyonacea, Nephtheidae. The record is from RefSeq and is a predicted model, not a curated record. Gene Ontology annotation, molecular function: ATP binding; protein binding; eukaryotic translation initiation factor 2alpha kinase activity. Gene Ontology annotation, cellular component: cytosol.
UUAUUUACACUGGAUAGCUUUAUUAGGUCUUAACUGUUCAUUUAAGAGGUGCAGUAAAGACCAUUUAGUAUUCAUUCAGUGUUGGUUUCCUCCACUUAGAUCUUUCCUUCUUUUUCGCAGUGAAAAAACGGUUCAACUCUGCGUUAGUAACAAAGAAUGUUGAUUACAUAAAGUACCGCACCUUCCGCUUAUUAUUGCGGGCUCGAUUUAAAAAAACAACAACAAAUAAUACUGUAAAAAAUGUAAAUACAGCACUUUUUUCAAAGUUUUUUGUUCAAAAAUUAAAAUUUUAGCCUGUUUUGAACACGAAAGGCCAUGAAAAGUGCGUAGUAAUAUGAAGACUGCUGAAUAUUAGACUUGUAAGUUAGCUUACUUCAAAAUGAAAGACUGAAAGAUAUAAAGCCGUUGUUUAAUACAGCAACUUUUUUUCAUGGAACGAUGCUAUCAAUGGUGUUUUAUCACGUUACAUAAAGACCUUCAACCUACACCGUAAUACUGUGAGAAAAUGGGCGACAGUUUAAAGGAACGGCAAGAGAAUGAGGUCGAAGUACUCAGAGCCAUUUUUAUGGAUGAUUUCCGUGAUCUUAAUGAAGGAAAUAAGGAUAUUUCUCCACACAUUUCAUUGAGAUUGCAGCCAUGUGAAAGUAUGGGAGAGAACAAAUCUUAUGUCUCGUUAGAUUUAGAUGUUAAGUACCGUGAAGAAUAUCCCAACAGGUGUCCUGUGUUAAAACUUGAAAAUGCAAAAGGCCUUUCUAAUGACAAAGUACUUGAGUUGGAAAAAGAAAUUCAGUGUAUGGCAGCCAGCCUUGUUGGAGAGGUGAUGAUUUUAGAACUCGCACAACAUGUUCAAAGUUUUCUUCACAAAAACAAUGUUCCUCCGCCAUUGUCCUUCUACGAGGAAAUGAUGGCGAAGAAGAAACGAGACAAUGAGGAACAGAAAGCCUCUGAGAUGGAAAAGAAAGAGAAGGAAAGACAAGCAAAAGUUAUUCAAGUUGAAGAAGAGGAGCAACAAAUCAGAGAGGAAAUGAUGAGAAGGGACGAGGCUUUAAAGAAUCUGAAAAGACAAAGUCUUAAGGAUAAAGAAAAUCUCAGGGUGGAAUUGCUCUCUCAAACUGUUUCUGAAUCAGUUUUGGAGAAAUCAGAAGAUAAACCAGCGCGGGAACGUAUCAAGAGAAAGAGCAGCUCCGAAGAUGUCGUGCCUUACGACGGUUUACGGGUUGUCACGUUUGAGAACAAGAAACAGCAUAUUGUUCAUUGUGGCAAGUGUUUAGGGUCUGGUCAAUAUGGUUCUACAGUUUUCUGUGGUCUGGAUAUCGUUACUGGCGGUAUGGUGGCGAUGUCUGAAUGGAGCUUCAAGAGUCAGACUGUACAAAAACGGCCAAGCUAUGACAGGGCGAAAAUUGAGGAUGAAAAACUAUUGAAACAGGUUGCCAGUAUAGAACAGGAAAUAAACUCGUUGAUUACUAGAGUCAGUCAUCAUAAUCUCGUCCAUUAUCUUGGAACAACGCAAGUGCGCAAAGAAAACACGCUAACAUUGCAAAUUUUGACAGAAUUUGUGGCUGGGGCUUCUCUGAUGAAAGAACUUCUUUCCGGCGGUCUUGGAGUUGAAAUCGUACGAGAUUAUGCACAGCAGUUACUGGAGGUUUUGGCAUACCUUCAUGGAAAAUCUAUUGUACAUAAAGACAUCAGGUUAUCCAGCGUGUUCCUGGAUCAAAAUAAAACAAUAAGACUUGCAGACUACAGUGUUGGCAGAAGAUUACGCGACCUUUAUCAAGUUUACGGUGAAAAAAAGUUAUCGAAAAAAGUGAAUGCGAAUGAAGCAAAGAGUUCCCAAAGGUCUACUAAGCGAAGAGACAUCGUGAAUUUGGGUCUUCUGAUGUUGUCAUUACUAGAAGGUGAUGUUGUCAAUUCCGCUCCUCCCUCAAUCCCUCAAUCAUUUCCAUGUGAACUUCAGGAUUUCUUCGCCAGAUGUCUAUACCCCGACAGUGGCGAGCAAUUGUCAGCAGCCCAGCUCCUCAACCAUUCCUUUAUUGCUCCCUCCACAUUUGUGAGCAGCUUGGCAAAUAAUGUCAUUCCAAAUGGGAUGGAGAGUGACAAAAAUCAGUCGUGUCAAGUCAAUGAUACCGGAAACUACGCCGAUAACUCUGUCAGAGAAAUUCCGUUCUUGCGUGCGAGUGUUGUUGGAAAUUCUCGAGUGAGAAACGAGUUUGAAGUCCUACAGUGGCUUGGGAAAGGAGGAUUUGGGUCUGUUGUGAAGGUGAAAAAUAAACUCGACGGGUGUUUUUAUGCAAUCAAAAGAGUCCCGCUAAAUCCGAAAAGUGUUCAGUUUAAUCGAAAAAUAACAAGAGAAGUUAAGCUGUUGUCUCGACUGAAUCACGAAAAUAUUGUCAGAUACUACAAUUCGUGGAUCGAGGUGGAGGAAGCGCAGGAUGGCGAUAGUUCGAGCAGUGAGACAAAAUCUAGCGUUCCUGAAGCAAGACAAAAACCGUCUACAAUCGAGGAUAGUUUGAUGAAAAUGAAUGAUGUGGAAGCACCCAGUAUUCGAGCCAGCAUCGAGGAUGAUGGUUCUUGGCUGAGUGGAAACAUUGAACAGCCAGAAGAGAGCAGUUCCUCCAGUUCCAGUGAUGAAGAAGAAAUUCUUCUGAGAGAGUCGUCUGAGGAUAUUAUGUUUACAUGGAACACAAUGGAAGAGUCACUCAUACAAUUUCGCAGUUGUUCUCUCGCUGAUGUGGAAGAAGAAUCAGAUUUUGAAAGUGAGGAAGAGACAUCGCCGACUGAGUCAAGUCAAGAUUCAAAGCCUCAAUUACAAUGUCUGUACAUUCAGAUGGAGUUCUGUGAGAAGAGCACUCUGAGAAGUGUGAUUGAUGAGGGGCUGUAUAAAAAUCAACAAAGAAUUUGGCGAUUACUUCGCGAAAUAGUGGAAGGUUUAGUUCAUGUCCAUUCCCAGGGAAUGAUUCAUCGUGAUUUGAAACCUGUUAAUAUUUUCCUCGAUUCCAACGAUCGCGUGAAGAUUGGAGAUUUCGGCCUGGCGACCAUCCACCCGUUCACGGUUCCCGUGGCUGGUAGUACCAGUGGUACACAAGGCGUCACUAAUAAAGUUGAGACUGACAACGCACCAUCACAUGAGUCACUCACUGGUAAAGUUGGCACCGCAUUGUAUGUCAGUCCAGAGCUUGGAAACGCGUUCAGGAUGACAAGGUAUACUGCGAAAGUUGAUUUGUACAGCCUAGGGAUUAUAUUCUUUGAGAUGUGUUACAAGCCUUUGGAAACAACGAUGGAAAGAGUAAAGAUUCUUGGGGAUCUACGAACGGAGAAGAUUCUGCUGCCGAAGGAGUUUAAUGAGGAAGAACGCCUCAAGAAACAAGCUGUGAUCAUUCGCUGGCUUCUCCACCACAACCCAGACGAGCGACCCACCUCACAAGAGCUCUUAAAAAGCCAACACAUUCCACCCAACAUCGAAGAUAACGAACUGGAGGAAAUCCUUAACCACACUCUCGCCACCACAAACUCCACUCGCUAUCGCACGCUGAUCUCUUACGUAAUGAACCAGGAAAUCGCGCAGAAUAAACUAGACUUAACCUACGAUUAUGAGAUCAUCAAGGCACAGUUCAGUGGCAAACACGCUGUGGUUAAACAGCUGGUAAAUCACAAGCUGGAAGGUAUCUUCCUACAGCAUGGCUUUCACAUGCUAAACACCCCUUUACUCAUUCCAAAGAAUAAGGUUUAUAAGCAUUCUGAGACCUCGGUAGUCGUCAUGGAUCAUAGCGGUGCAAUCUUAACCCUUCCGUAUGACUUGAGAACUUCAUUCGCACGUUACCUUGCAAGGAAUAAUUUCCCGCCCGUCAAAAGGUAUUCCAUAAGCAACGUCUACCGAGAUGCACGAAUACUCGGCGUGCAUCCACGAGAGCAUUCCGAGUGUGUCAUCGACAUCGCCACGAGCUCCCCGUGCGAUCUUGUGCCGGAUGCUGAAAUACUGUACACAGUCGGGAAAAUUAUCAGCGAUUUUCCGUCGCUCGUUUCACGGAAUUACUAUGUACGAAUAAACCACGCAGUCUUGACAAGAUCCAUUCUGGCGAUGAAUGGAAUAUCGGAGGAUAAAAUUCUAGAAAUUAUUUCUCUUUUACAAGAAUCCAAGGGCGAAGUGGACCGCCUGCAACAGUUGAAGAGAUUCUUGCUAAGUUCAUCUUUUUCUGAGGAAGAUGUUUUAAACAUAUGCAGAUGGUUGCUGAUGGAGACUCCAUUGGAUAUAGCGAGAUCAUCACUCGGACACAUGGCUCGUGGCCCACGCACGGCCAGUCAUAAGAUAUCAAACGCUCUUCAAGAGUUGGAAAAAAUUGUGAAGCACGCCAAACGUCUGGGUUUGACACUCCAGGUUAAUCUGUAUCCCAGUCUUGUUUACAACAUCCAGUACAUGUCUGGAGCAUUGUUCCAGUUUGUCGCCGAGAAGAAGGGAAAGGCAAAAGCCUUCGAUAUUCUUGCCGCCGGAGGUCGCAACGACAAACUCAUAUCCAUAUUCUCAGGUGUUCGCGAGCUUCCCGCGGGAUAUGGCGCGGUGGGCGUCAGCAUCAACGUCGAACGAAUCAUCCAAUCGGCGAUGCAGGAACUCGAUGACGUCAUCCUCAAUACAUGUGACGUAAUGGUCUGCGCCGUCGGGGAAAACCCGAUGCUGAAGGAACGUAGUGACUUGGUGGUCGCCUUGAGAAAUCAACUAGGAAUCUCUGCAAGUAUUUCGUACGAGAUGCUUACCGAUGAGAUGUUAGAUUAUACGCAGGCUUACUGCAAAGAGUGUGGAAUACAGUAUAUGCUUAUUGUGGAGGAAAAAGCACCUACAAUAAUACGAAUUGUUGAAAAAGAUAAGGAAAUCAAGGGGAUCGAAGAUCCUGUUGAAUAUCUAAAGCUGAAAUAUCAGGAACCGACUGAAAACAGCGACCGUGACCCCCCGGUCCACAAAGCAGCGACAACCUCCAACGAGAGUAAUACCCAAGCACAGCCGAAGUUCAAUAUUGAUUUCGUGACGCAAGAGAAAUUGGAGAAAAACACUAAGAGAAGAUACGAAUCUCAUAUGAAAUCUAAAGUCACAAACAUGUUGCAGAGUUUUGGGGGUAAUAAAAACUCCUAUUGUAUCAUUGGGGUCGACCUGCCAGUAUCUGUUUUGAAAAGUAUAGCAGUGUCACUGGACCUCAGCGACAGCAAUAGCAAAAAUAAAUUCAACGCAAGUGUUAAGAUGAUUUGUGAACAGUUAAAGCAGAUCAAACACCGACGGCAUGUUCCAUAUGUAUGUGAUAAAAUUUUCGAGGAAAAAGAAAAUAUGAAAGUACCCAUAAUCUUCCUCUACAGUUGCCAUGAGGAGCAAUGUGUGAUGAUGCAAGUUUGAGAUCUGGGAGAUAUGGAUAAAGCCAGUAAUUCAGCCAAUAAACAGCCUUGCACUGUUUGCUGAAUGCAUCAUCUCAAUGCAAGACCACCACUGAAUGUUAAUCGUGAAUUUGUAAAUGUAUAAAUACUGUAAACUUUAGUAUUGCCAAUAGUCAAAUUUUUAGAGAGAUUGGUUUUUAUCGCCAACGAAUGACGACCACUCUUGAAUUCUCAGAUAAGAGAAUAAAAUCUAUAAUAAUCUCUAUGAAAAAUUGAAAAUAUACUGAAGAACUCCCCCCUAGCGUUAC